Molecule: messenger RNA, 5241 nt
Organism: Syngnathoides biaculeatus (alligator pipefish)
Lineage: Eukaryota; Metazoa; Chordata; Actinopteri; Syngnathiformes; Syngnathidae
Gene: nhsb
Product: Nance-Horan syndrome b (congenital cataracts and dental anomalies)
Exons: 13
Coding region: 82-5241 (1719 amino acids)
Biological process (GO): cell differentiation; lens development in camera-type eye
Source: RefSeq, a predicted model, not a curated record
UUGGAUGUUGUCCCUCUUCCCACCUUUUCUAGACACUGGGAAUUUACGUUUGCUCUCCAAGUCUCGUCAGGGGCGUGCAAAAUGCCUUUCGCCAAAAGGAUCGUGGAGCCCCCGCUCCUGUGCAGGCACCCGAUCCCCAACGACGAGGGUCUGCUCUUCGAGGACCUGUGCGCCAUCAGCAACGUGGUUCUGUCCCGGACCUUGCGACAGCUGUCCGACCUGGCCCGGCACGCGUGCUCCCUGUUCCAGGAGCUGGAGAACGACAUCGUCAGCACCAGCCAGCGGGUCUGGGGGCUCCAGAAUAAAAUAGGCCAGAUCCAGCAGAGUGCCGGUGCCCUGGACCCCAAAAAGGAGGCAGUGCCUGUGUCAAACUUGGAAAUAGAGAGCAAGCUGUCCCUUCACUACCAGGCCCCGUGGCACCAACAACACAACGUGUUCCACCCGUGCACCCGACCGCCAUGUCUGGAGGAGCUGCACAAAAACGCUCAGCUCAGCCUGCGGGCCCUACGCAGAGACGAAAAGCUGAACGAGCGGCCCACGAGUCGAGAGAAGAACAGGGUGACCAUCUCCAUCUCGACGGUGCCCCCUAUACCCAGCUUCCCCUCACCACAUUCCAUCAGGCGGCAACAGAGAAGUCGGCUGGCUCGAGCGCAAGAAAGAGAAGAGCGAGAGCGAGAAUUAGACUUUCAACCAAGGAAGGAGAGGACAGCGGGAGAAACAGAAAUCCAAACAAUUCAGAGGAAGGAGAGAGCAGGGAAGGAAGCGGACAUUCAGACGACGCAAAAAAAGUUUGAGUGCUUUUACUCACUUCACCGUAUUGAGGGAUGUAUCUUCAUUCCGUGGAAUAGAAAGGCUACCUCAACGGGCGAAGGAGACGACGAGGAGGUGCUAACAGGUCACAAAACAAAGACCUCAACGCCCGCUGUCCCCUCGGCCCCCGACAAAGAGACAAAAUGGUCCAAGGAGAACCUGUCCCCCUCUGAUCAGAAGACAACUUUUGACGAAUCUCGCGGCGUCUCCUCCUGUAUCAUCCCCAUCAACGUCACAGGAGUCGGAUUUGAUCGCGAGGCGAGCGCACGAUGCUCCCUUGUCCACUCCCAGUCGGUUCUUCAGAGAAGGAGGAAGUUACGGAGGAGGAAGACCAUCACUGGAAUACCCAAACGAGUGCAACAGGACAUGGACUCAGACGAAUCACCGGUAGCGAGAGAACGGACAGUAAUUGUCCAUGCCAAUCCGCACCAACUCUCGCUGUGUCACGAAGACUUCUCAAUUAGUGGUCGCCUUCACCACACUCGAGACUCUGGCUGCCAAACAGACGAUUUCCUCAUAGCAUGUACAGCAGCUCCUUCCAGGAGACGUAUUCGAGCGCAACGAGGCCAUCAGGGAAUCCCGGCCUCUCUGUCCCACUCGACGGGCAACAUUUCUUCCCUUGGCGACCAGUCCGACUCCACGUACACAAGCACCGCAACGCACACCGGACGCUUGCGAUCUCGCAGCCUCCCGCGAGAGGGCGGACGCCUGACGGACAGUGACGAGGACGACGAUGACAAUUACGACGACGACGACGACGACGACGAGGAUGAGGAAUUGUCACCGUACGAGGCAGAGGAUUUUAUUCCACCCGGCCCAAGUCCGCGGAUGAAGAUGAUGAUGAUGAAGGAUGAAGAGGAGAGCACCGACGACCAGGCAGCUCCCGAGCCACUGCAACUAGGAAGCCUAAAACGGUUGCAACGAUCUGGGGAAAGAGAUAGAGGAGGAGGCAGCCCAGAGCACUGCUGGAUGGAAAGGGGCCGGUCUCGCUUGCCGCGAAAAGCUGACAUGGGCAGCUGUGAGAUUUCAUCGAGUUCCGAUACUUUUAGCAGCCCAAUUCAUUCCGUGUCGACAACAGGGGCUCUGAGUAGCCACGUGGACCACAAGGAAGACCAUCAGUCUUCAAGUGGCAAUUGGAGUGGCUCCAGUUCUACGUGCCCAUCUCAGACCUCUGAAACGAUCCCACCACCUUCUUCUCCGCCGCUUACAGGCUCGUCCCACUGUGACUCUGAACUAUCGCUUAACACUGUACCCAAUGCCAUGGAUGAGGGAUUUUCCUUGGACCCCUCAUACCAUUCUGAAAUGAGACCUCAAGGACCAGGCCACAGGUCGAGCUCUUUCACAUCCUCAGCAACAGACCAGCUAGAUGAUGCGGGGGUGAGUACAGCCAGCGAGGGGGAAUGGGCAUAUCCUCCAGACCAGGACCAGAUUGACCCAGACCAAUACCAUCAGCAGACCCAAAACCCCGGUCAAACCCACCACUGUAGUUCCAAACAAGCUCUAGAAGACCAAACGUGUUUCAGUGAAAAGACCAACAACGCUGACAAAGAAACUGGCUCUCGUUACUCAUCCGAUGCGGAGGGUUUGUACACAUCUGAGCAGUUUUCUAAGAGCAAUCCGACUUACAGAAACUACAUCUAUAACUAUGCAGACCAUCAGAGUGAUUGUGACCAAUCCAACACUGUGGCACCACACCCCGUUUCCCAAGGAGUUUAUUCCCCAGCCUCAGCUGACUACAAAACAGGCACCAUGACACUGGGUAGGCCCUGUCUUCCACUGAGGAAACCCAAAGUUAAACCUCCCCCACCCAUACGGACAUCGUCCCUGAAAGACGCCAGUAAUAGUGUUGAUGUGGGAACAGACACACAGGCAGAUCAAGAAGAACCAAAGAUGGUUAGCGAACAAGACUGCGCAUUGUCUUCCACGGAUAUUAAGUUGGAACUGGAUCUAGGAGGCAUUCAAGAACCCUCAGAGACAUCCUGCCUUGUCGCAGAGCCCAUGGGAACGUGGGUUAUGGGGCUAGGAGAAACAGAUAUAGUCGAACCCAUGUCCUUUAGCUCAGCAGACACGCACUCGUUUAAGGAUGAAGGAGCUGUACAAUCUGACUAUGCAGACCUGUGGCUUCACAAUGCUGAGUUGAAGUCCAGCAACUGUGAGUACAAAUCCCUGUCCAACUCGAGCACAGCAACAGGGACAACUGUUAUGGAUUGUAUCAAGUCCCCAGACAGCUCUUCCUCCUCCACCGACACGCAAUCCCAGAAUCUUUCCCAGUCUUCUGAGACAAGAGCUGCUAGUCCACCUCAACCACCCGGAGACUUUAAACUCGGGUCACCUGAGAAGUUGGCCGGCCUGGCGUCACCAUCCAGUGGUUAUUCCAGUCAAUCCGAAACACCAACUUCUACCUUGCCGUCAACUUCAACAGCCUUCUUUCCAGGACCGCUGUCCCCAUCCACCGGCAAAAGAAAGCCGAAAGUGCCAGAGAGGAAGUCUUCUCUCUCUUCGUUGCAACACCUUCCGAGGGAUGGAACUACUGUUGCCUCCGCUUACAAGAGAGACCCGGACUUCCCGCCUCCACCUUCUCAGCUUGAUCUUAACAUUCUUCACGGCGGCUACGUCAGGCAGACGCUGUCGCACAGGACGCAGCACCUGCAUACGCUUCACCACAGCAAACACAGAGUCGCAAAUGCUGUGCCCACGGGACCAAAGACGUUGGUGCCCGAGACGUUAAAUAGCAACCUUCCACCGUGUUCAAACUCUGCUGCUUUAAUUCCAACCUCAAAUCUGUUGGCAAUAACGCCAUCGAUUCUACGUUCAGUGCAGCUUCACUCCGUCAGUAAAUCGAGUAAUAACGUGACCACUUCAGACCUGGAAUCUGCAAGCUCAGCAAGAACCCUUACCAAACCCAAAUGUCCUCCCAGUGGGGCUACUCUAGCCCCACCCCCAAUCCACACGAGGCCUCUGCCACCUCGCAGACCGCCCCCCAGACCUCCAUCUCAGGACUACACCUCCUCUCCGGAUCACGCUCAACCGCCCACCCCCGGACGUCACCCAGAUGGGCCCCCAUCUUACGAAAGCCUCCUACUCAGGCAAGAUCGAUACGGGCCUGGUACCUUCUGGUCAAUGACGGCAUUCAGGACCCGUAUAGACCCUUUUUCAGAACUCUCCGAUGACAGUUCGCCUUUGCAUCGGCCGGUGCCGCGCGCUCCGCACCCUUCGCCGGUGGAUCUACACACACAUAUUCGCUCGCACACAGAAUUUAGAGGGCUCACUCAUUCAACUUGCGCACACCCCGAGUUUCGGAUUUUAGGGGAGCGUUCUUUUUCCCAAGAUGAUGACGACGAGGAAGAUGAGGAGGAAGAAGAACAGGUAAAAGAACCACAGAGGGUUACAUGUCACAGGGCGGGCAUGCGAUCGGAUCACCCUCCCCCUCCCGCCUACGAGUUUGCCGGAGGAUCUCACCUGGACUCAGGACCCUGGACUAGUCCAGUCAAAGUGCCUGGUACCACAGCGGACACAUCGCAUCCUUACCUAAUCAGCGAUGCAAGGCGAAUGAGGCAAGCGGUGCAGGAAGACGAGGAAGAGACAUCAGGUGCUACCAGAAGUGCCCAUCACCUGUUGCCGCACGAGAAUAAAGACGACUCCACCACCCCCGAAACGGAAGACUACUUCAGUAAAGAUUCCACACCCACUGACAACUCGCUUUCCCCUUUGACGGACGACGCCAAAGUUGACGACGAUAUGACAACAUCCCCCAACAAGUCCAGGACAACUGAGGAUCUGUUUGCCAUGAUACACAGAUCCAAGAGAAAGGUCCUCGGCCGCAAAGAUUCCGGAGACUUAAAUGUGAAGUCUCGUCUCUGCCCCCCAGCACCGCCGAAUCCUCACAGUGUCACCAAUGCCAUUAUGCCACCAGCCCCCCCGCUCAACACCCCGGCCACCGUAGCCGCCGUUUCUGGGUCGCAACGCGUCCCCGUUCCGAUCUACCGCAGCGCGAAGAAAUCCAGCACAUCCAACGAAGAGUUCAAACUCCUGCUGCUUAAGAAAGGCAGCAGGUCCGAUUCAAGCUACCGCAUGUCAGCCACAGAAAUUCUGAAGAGCCCGAUAACGCCAAAGACCCACGGGGAAUCCAUUCUGGAAGGCCCCAUCGGUCAAGCCGAAGAGACGACCUCAGCGCCCCAGGAACCGCCGCUUCCCAACCUGGACCCGAUCCAGAUACCGGGCCUCUUUCCCCGGGCCAACUCCGAGAGCUUCACCCCGAAAAUACUGCCCAUGACGGCGGCGUCUCGGCAGGGACGCUCUCGGGUUCCGCCGGUAGCCAACAGUAGUCGCUAUAGUACUCGUAGCCGCCUCUACACUGCACCCAUGCAAGCCAUCUCUGAGGGGGAGACCGAGAACUCAGAUGGAAGUCCCCAUGACGACAGAUCUUCGUAG